AUGAAAAAGGAGCAUUCAGGGAAUGAGGAUGGCGACGGGGCCGGUCUGUCUCGUCCCAAGUUUUCCCAGCAUGAUGCGGCUCAGGAGUCGCAGAGCGGGGUAGAGACGACGCACAGAAAAGAUGAGUAUGAUGUUGCAUGGGUUUGCGCGCUGCACAUUGAAAUGGCAGCGGCCCGUGCUAUGCUCGACGAGACUCAUGACGGGUUGCCAUCAAUACAAGAUGACACCAACAGCUACGUUCUUGGGAGGAUUCAAGCACACAACGUCGUCAUCGCUUGCCUACCAAAUGCCGAGUACGGAACCAUCAAUGCGGCUCACGUGGCAAAUAACUUAAAGCACACAUUUCCCGGCAUCAAAUACUGGUUGAUGGUUGGGAUCGGAGGCGCGGAUCCAAGUAGGCAAGAUAUUCGCUUGGGCGAUGUCGUCGUUGGAACCAGAGUAAUGCAGUACGAUUUGGGCAAGAUCGUCAAGGGCGAGAUAAAGACCACAGCAAUACCAAGAUUGCCUGACCACUGCCUGGGCACGGCCAUCUCCAACUUGCGGUCCAAACAUGAGCUUGAACCACAUCAUAUUCCCUCCAUCCUGCAGGACAAGCUGGGCACACAUCAACACUUCCUUCAUCCAAACCUACCAGAUCGCCUAUUUCGAAAGACAUACGAACAUGAGGGAGGAGCAUCUUGCGAAGCCUGUGACUCAUCAAAGAUUAUGCCUCGCCGUAUCAGAACGUCAAAUAUCCCGCAAAUACAUUAUGGCGCUAUCGCGUCAGGAAAUCAGGUAAUGAAGGAUGCCUGGACAAGGGAUAAAGUAGGUUCAGAACUGGAUGUCAUAUGCUUCGAAAUGGAGGCUGCCGGUAUAAUAGGCAUCCUUCCAUGCCUGCCGAUACGAGGAAUAUGUGACUACGCAGAUAGCCACAAGUGCAAAGAAUGGCAAAGGUAUGCUGCAGCUACCGCAUCCGCCUAUGCAAGGGAAUUACUCGAGGUUCUGCCAAGUUCCAAUGUCUGUACUCUGGCAUCUUCUCACUCACGCACCGGCCGUCCGAAGGCCCUUGGAAAGUACCGUCGCAAAAAGCUCCUCGGUUCUCUCAAGUUCGAACAGAUCGAAUCCCGGAGAUUGACUAUCAAAGAAGCGCAUGAAAAAACCUGCCGCUGGUUCCUCAGCCACCCAUCUUACAAAGCCUGGCUUGACGCCUCGAAACUGAAACAACAUCAUGGGUUCCUAUGGGUCAGCGGUAAGCCUGGCGCAGGGAAGUCAACCUUGAUGAAAUUUGUCCAUUCCACAAUGACUGGCGAUCAGGUCAUUGCAUCCUUCUUCUUCAAUGCCAGAGGAGAAUCUUUGGAAAAGUCGGUAUCCGGAAUGUACCGGUCACUACUACUUCAACUUCUAAAAGGUUACCCCGACCUUCAGGAGGUCUUGGACGACCCUGAGCUCAUGGCCAAUGUAUGGAGCCAGGACUCGGCUCUCCAGAAAGUGCUGGAUAAUAACCCUGAGCUCAGAGCUACUUCAUCAAGCAAGGAUUCUUACCGUCUUUCCCUGGAUACUCUCAAAAACAUCUUCCGAGCCGCGAUAAUGAAGCUUGGCAGCCGUCCUUUCACCUGCUUCAUCGACGCUCUUGAUGAGUGCGAUGAACAGCAAGCAAUUGAGAUGGUAUACUUCAUCGAAGAGCUCACCAUACAAUCUACUGAUAUUGGAGUGCCCCUUCGUAUCUGCUUUUCUAGUCGCCAUUACCCGUACAUUAACAUAAGAUGGAGCAUUCGGGUGACACUCGAGGCCCAACCAGGACAUACCGACGAUUUGAUGGACUACACCAAGAGCAGUCUGCGCAUUACGAACCCUCGACUAAUUAAGCAGUUACAAAAGGACAUCAUAGACAAAGCUGCCGGGGUGUUCCUAUGGGUCGUGCUUGUUGUUCAUAUUCUCAAUGACGAGGAUAGACGAGGUCGGCCAACGCUCCGAAAAAGGCUCCAGGAGAUGCCCAGUGGCUUGACCGAGCUCUUCAGGGACCUUGUGACAAGAGACAAAGAUAACAUCGAGGACUUUGUUCUCUCUACUCUAUGGAUUCUUUUUGCAAACAGCCCGCUUCGACCCAACGAGUACUUUCACGCUCUAUGGUCUGGACUCUAUCUGAAGGGCUCAGCAGAUACAGAAAUCCCGGACACGUCUCUUUAUACAGAUGAAACAGCUAUUAGAUAUGUCACCAGCUCUUCCAAAGGACUGGCUGAGAUAACGAAAUCCUACGCGCCAACCGUACAAUUCAUCCACGAGACUGUUCGAGACUUUCUCCUCAAACACAAUGGCCUCAAUAUCCUUUGGGCUGAACUUGGAUCCGAAAGAGAAAGUCCAUGUCACGAGAGGCUAAAAGAAUGCUGCGAGGCUUAUCUCAACCACUCCGCCAUCCACGAGCUCAUCUCCGAGACAAAAGGCAUGAAUAUCAGGAAGGGAUCUGAACGCUUCCCGUUUCUGGCUUACGCUUCUCAAAAUAUCCUGUACCAUGCAGACUACGCCGCAAAAGCCAUUCCCCAAGAUGCUUUUGUGAAAAAUAUUGAGCUCUCUCAGUUGGCCAUAAUUUUAAAAUCGCUGGGGCGAUACGAAUAUGAAGAUUACAUUGUCAAAGGAAAAAAGAAAAUUCUUCUCUCUAUUCUGGCAGAUAGAGAUUGCCCGGAACUGAUUCGUACCUUGAUAAAAUGCGAACCAACAUCUGAGGUUUAUGGAGCGCAAUUCAAAUAUCCUCUGUUUACUGCUUUCAAGAGGAACAACAAGAGAUCGAUUGUCGCUCUGUUCGGUUUAUCAACAUGUAUUUACAAUGGAGUCGACAUCACAGCUGGCUUUGAGCAUAAGCAUACACAAAUAUUCUCUGGUCAGACGCCGUUAACAUGGGCAGCCAGAGAAGGAAGGGCCGAGUACAUAGCCCUGCUUCUUGAAAAAGGAAUCGACAUUGAUGGAAAGAAUAAGUACGGCAACACAGCACUUUUAGAGGCCUCGCGUAAGGGCCAUGAAGGGAUCGCACGGCUUCUACUUGAAAAGAAGGCGGAUGUAAAUUCGACUUCAAAAAUUGGCUCUACGCCACUCAUCGGGGCCUCAGGAUACGGUCAUGACACUCUGGUCAAGCUCUUAAUAGAGAAUGGGGCCGAUCUAAACGCUACUGAUGACGAUGGCUCUACAGCCCUCAUACAGGCUUUGAGGGAUGGUCAUGAAGAGACUGCUAAGCUCUUGAUAGAGAAUGGGGCCAGCAUAAAUAUUACAGGUACCUAG
Clonostachys solani is the source of this 3249-nucleotide messenger RNA. The record is from the annotation of a GenBank genome assembly. Lineage: Eukaryota; Fungi; Ascomycota; Sordariomycetes; Hypocreales; Bionectriaceae.